AUGGGCCAGUUCUUGAUACUCAGCGAUUCCACCGUUCACGACAUACUCAUCGAUCUUAGAAAAGACCAAAUUCUUCAUAUUCGCGAUGCGCUCGUACAAUGCCUAACGGAAUUUUCCACCGGAUCGGAACGCGAGUACCAACCGCCAGUGGGAAUUGUUAACCGUCCAGAAGGCAACAAAACCCUAUUUCGACCGUUCACCUCUGCGAGCAGUGUGGGCGUCAAAGUGAUUGUAGACCCACCGCCAUCAUCUCCAGCCGCUGGCGCUCUGCACGGUAUCCUCGCCAUUUGCGAUCUCAAUGGAAUACCUACGGGCAUGUUGAAUGCUGAAGAGAUCACGGGGUAUAGAACUGCGUUGAGUGCCUUGGUUCCCUUUCUGUGGCGACGCUGCGUGGAGAAUAUCGUCGUCUUUGGUGCGGGCAGACAGGCACUGUGGCAUCUGCGACUGGCACUCGCGCUUCGAGGCGACGAGAUCAAGUCCAUCACCAUACUCAAUCGGUCUGCUCAGCGUGCACAAGGCCUACUUGCAGAGAUUCUUCAAGAGAAUGAGAAGCACUGGGGAUCCCCAGCUCGCAUGAAAUACCUGGAUCCAUCGUACGUUGGGUACAAGUCAGAGAUGAGCACUCAUCUGGGGACUGCCGACGCGAUAUUUUGCACAGUAGGCACUACUGCGCCUGUAUUCUCUGCUGAGAGCGUAUUAGAUGCCAAACGGAGACGGCUUCCUUACAUAUCCGCCGUGGGUUCAUGGCAACAGAAUAUGUUGGAGUUGGAUCCCAAUCUUUUGAGACGAGUUCGCAAACCUGAAAAUGGCUACAGGCUGGACGAGCAAGUGGGUGGUUCGGUACUGGUUGACGAUCGGAUUGGCGCAUUGGAGCACUCUGGUGAGAUUGUUCAGAGUGAGCUCGAUGCAAGCGACAUUAUCGAGAUCGGUCAAAUUGAGCAGUUGCGAAGUUCUGAAAACUCAAAGCAGCUCCAUGAAUGGCUUGAGGAUGGUCUUUUGGUGUACAAGAGUAUUGGAGUCAGCACUACAGACCUUGCGGCUGGAAGAGCUGUUCUUGCUUUGGCCACGGCCAAAGGCGUUGGAGUUCAGUUAGAUAACUUUUGA
Pestalotiopsis fici W106-1 is the source of this 1104-nucleotide messenger RNA. RefSeq lists its product as uncharacterized. Lineage: Eukaryota; Fungi; Ascomycota; Sordariomycetes; Amphisphaeriales; Sporocadaceae. Bases 1 to 1104 code for a protein of 367 amino acids. Gene Ontology annotation, cellular component: cytoplasm. The record is from RefSeq and is a predicted model, not a curated record. The transcript has a single exon.